Molecule: messenger RNA, 756 nt
Organism: Protopolystoma xenopodis
Lineage: Eukaryota; Metazoa; Platyhelminthes; Monogenea; Polystomatidea; Polystomatidae
Source: the annotation of a GenBank genome assembly
UCGAGUAUAAUCGUUCUUUUUGCUCAUUGGUUUUUUCGGCACCUCUGCAAUGCUCGGCUCUUCUUCACUCUGCCUAACCCUUUUGCCCGACCGAGGCAGCAGGCACAGCCGGUACCGACCCCGAUUCUUCCGACCCAGGUGAGCCGUGGCCUCCUGAUCUGUUGCUCCAGACUCUCGUCAAUGCCGUUCUGCAUGCCAGUCAACAUUCUCCGUCAGACUCGAGCUCUUUGGAUUUGGACGAGAAGUUGUCUUUCUGGGCAAAUCAAAAUGAAUCAGGUUGACUUUUCGAUGUAUUUUAUAUUACAAAUGUACCUCUUCUCCUGUAAAAGGCAUGUCUAUUUCUACCAAUGCACAUUUGAAGGCUUCAUUGUGAUUGCUUUCUUUCAUGCCCCCAAACUGCACUAUCGAGUACAGCCUCGUCUGACACUUUUUUCCUCGUUGCCAGCGCAUGAUCAUUAUCGAGAAUGGGCUGUAUCUGCUGCCUGUAAUACAAAGGUUCAAAUGCUCAGAACUCGAAUUGCAAUCAAAACCACUCUCAGACUUGCCAGGGCCAAUUGGUGCAUUUGGUCGCAGAGUUCUGAAGUCCUCGAUUGCGGAGCGAGGGUCGAAAAGGCGGCCGUGAAGUUGAUGUUUUGGUCUGUGUUGGGCGUAUUGUGGACGCGGAUCCGGGCUUCACAGGAUACACACACAGUCAUUGAAUUGGAGAAUGCCUGCUCAAUCAGUCUUUGCGACGUUGAAUGGUACCGGAAACUUUGA